GAGCAGACGUCAUCCAGGAGAAGACGGCUCCGCCCUCCUCAAGAUGGCGCUGCCCUCAAUGCGGAAGACGCGUGGGUGCUGGAGCUUCAUCCGGGCAUUUCAUAAAGGACACACGGUUGCUCCCGCUUCCCAGGAAGACAGCAUGAAGCGAGUCUUUUCUGGCAUUCAACCUACAGGAGUCCCCCACCUGGGUAAUUACCUGGGAGCCAUUGAGAGCUGGGUGAGGCUGCAGGAUGAAUAUGGCUCUGUGCUGUUCAGCAUCGUGGACCUCCACUCCAUCACUGUGCCCCAGGACCCCACCACCCUCCGGCAGAGCAUCCUGGACAUGACUGCUGCUCUUCUUGCCUGUGGCAUCAACCCAGAGAAAAGCAUCCUUUUCCAACAAUCUCAGGUGUCUGAACACACGCAAUUAAGUUGGAUCCUUUCCUGCAUGGUCCGAUUACCUCGAUUACAACAUUUACACCAGUGGAAGGCAAAGAGCUCCAAGCAGAAGCAUGAUGGAACGGUGGGCCUGCUCACGUACCCAGUACUCCAGGCAGCUGACAUUCUAUUGUACAAGUCUACACACGUUCCUGUCGGUGAGGAUCAAGUCCAGCACAUGGAACUAGUUCAAGAUCUAGCGCAAGGUUUCAAUAAGAAGUAUGGCGAGUUCUUCCCAGUGCCCAAGUCGAUUCUGACACCCAUGAAGAAAGUGAAAUCCCUCCGUGACCCUUCCGCCAAGAUGUCAAAAUCAGACCCGGACAAACUGGCCACUGUCAGAAUAACAGACAGCCCCGAGGAGAUAGUGCAGAAAUUCCGCAAAGCUGUGACGGACUUCACCUCCGAGGUCACCUACCACCCGGCCAGCCGAGGAGGCGUCUCCAAUAUGGUCGCCAUCCAUGCCGCAGUGACUGGGCUGUCGGUGGAGGAGGUGGUCUGCCGCAGUGCGGGCCUGGACACUGCUCGCUACAAGCUGGUGGUGGCAGAUGCUGUGAUUGAGAAAUUUGCUCCAAUUAAGAGUGAAAUUGAAAAACUGAAGAUGGACAAGGACCAUUUAGAGAAAGUUUUACAAGCUGGGUCUGCAAAAGCCAGAGAAUUAGCAUACCCUGUGUGCCAGGAGGUUAAGAAAUUGGUGGGGUUUCUAUAGGAAGUUUCAGCUCAUCACAAAAGGCUUUUGUGUCUUACAGUCUGUGCAUUUGGAUAAAGGCGGCUUUCUUCAGAAGUAAAAUAUUAUAGUUUCAGAACAUUUAAUUUGGUAUAGCUGGGCGGGGCCUGUGGCUCAAAAGG
Molecule: messenger RNA, 1266 nt
Organism: Otolemur garnettii (small-eared galago)
Lineage: Eukaryota; Metazoa; Chordata; Mammalia; Primates; Galagidae
Gene: WARS2
Product: tryptophanyl tRNA synthetase 2, mitochondrial
Exons: 6
Coding region: 44-1126 (360 amino acids)
Biological process (GO): mitochondrial tryptophanyl-tRNA aminoacylation
Cellular component (GO): mitochondrial matrix; mitochondrion
Molecular function (GO): ATP binding; tryptophan-tRNA ligase activity
Source: RefSeq, a predicted model, not a curated record